CUCUGAGGAGUAUGACGCGCGUGUGCUAAAUUUGAAACACGAAAAUAUGGAUCUAUCAAAAUUGUGAUAUUUUAGCUAAAACAAACAAAAACUCUAAAAAAAUUGUAACACAAAUCAGAAAUGUGAAAUUUUUAGUGUUCACAAGAUCUUCGACCGGCAAACAUCGGCGAAGAAAAUUGAUUGUCAGAAUCAGCCAUGCAGGGCGGGGGAGGGGAGACCAGCGCGCCCAAUUUUAAGGUACCCUCUGAUGACUUUCCCAAAGUACACACAAAAUGCAACCAACUCCGUCCACACACCAGUCCACAUGUAUCACCAGAAACGACAGAUCCGUCUACUUCGGGCCUUCAAAAGACGAUCUCGGAAAAGGCCGACAUCAUGAGGAAAACGGAAGAGGAGACCAAGGAUGGGAGCGAUCAGGAAGGCUCGGUCGCAGACUGGGUGACUGGCGGGCCCAUCGGCUCCAAGGCGGCCGUGCUCGUGUUCAGGUCCUGCGUCCUCGCCUCCCGGACGCCAUCAAUGGAUUCGGCGACCAAGAGCGUCGGGAACAACACAGGGACAAACAUCCUCCUGAACAAAGCCAAAAAUAUGGCUAAAAGGCUGGUGUCCGAGCCACACUCCUUCAGUGUCAGACCAAAGAAUAUAAUGCACGACGUGAUGGAGACGUUCGGCACUGGCACCAAGAUGAACGGGCAGGCGUACGUCGUGCGGCACGUGAGCGACAGCGACCUGCCCGAGGCUGUGCCCAUCGAAGAGCAGGGCCACGAGCCGGCACACCACCAGCGCGAUAUCGACGACGUGCUGCACGACCUUAGCAAGAUCACCCUUAAGAAGCAUCUCGACGUUGAGAACACCACCGCCAAUAUUAAGCCACCGGAGGACCCGCCGCCCACAGAUAAUAAAGACGAUAAGAAAAACAAAAAAAAUAAAGGAAAAAGCAAACAAAAACCACCACAAGUCAAACGUUGUAUCUCACCUCAAGAUAGCGAAGAUUCGGAAAAUACUUUAGUGAAAGAAAUAGACAGUGUAAAGGUGCUGGAGAGCAGCAACAUGCCGGCGAGGUUGCUUCAGGCCACCUACAAGCUGGUGAACACGGAGACCAAGCUGCUGCACCGACUGCUGCAGGCACACGGCCUGCAGGAGGCGCCGAACGAAUCCAAGGACUUCAACCUCAUGUGGGCCGGCCUGCAUCCCAAGCCGGACGUCCUGCGCGCGCUCUCGCCCUACCAGAGGGUCAACCACUUCCCGCGGUCGUACGAGCUGACGCGCAAGGACAAGCUGUUCAAGAACAUCGAGAAGAUGCAGUACUUCCGCGGCGUGAAGAACUUCGACUUUAUCCCGACGACGUUCCUGAUGCCCACCGAGUACAAGGAGCUGUGCACGGCGCACUACCGCACCAAGGGGCCCUGGAUCGUAAAGCCCGCCGCCUCCAGCCGCGAAUAG
Messenger RNA from Papilio polytes (common Mormon), 1440 nucleotides. RefSeq names its product probable beta-tubulin polyglutamylase (gene TTLL5). Gene Ontology annotation, molecular function: tubulin binding; tubulin-glutamic acid ligase activity. Gene Ontology annotation, cellular component: cilium. Gene Ontology annotation, biological process: microtubule cytoskeleton organization; protein polyglutamylation. The transcript is spliced from 7 exons. The record is from RefSeq and is a predicted model, not a curated record. The coding region runs from base 196 to 1440 and encodes 414 amino acids. NCBI's taxonomy places the organism in Eukaryota, Metazoa, Arthropoda, Insecta, Lepidoptera, Papilionidae.